AUGUCCGCCUACCAGACGAACAACUCCGUCGAGGUGCGCCGUGCCGAGUGCGCGCGGCUGCAGGCCAAGUACCCGGCGCACGUCGCCAUGGUGGUGGAGGCCGCCAGGAGCAGCAAGGCGCACUUCCUCGCGCUGCCCCGCGACGCCACCGUCGCCGAGCUCGAGGCGGCCGUGCGCGCCGCCCUCAGCAUCAGCGCCACGAAGAUGUCGCUCGCCGUCGACGGCUGCACACCAGCCGCCGCCGCCACCGUGGGCGACCUCAGUGACGCUUGCAAGCACGCCGACGGCUUCCUGUACGUGGCGGUGCGUGCGGAGAAGGCGAUGGGCGCUCUCGCUGUUCCCUGCUUCGCGAGCGACACCAUUUAA
This is a messenger RNA of Leptomonas pyrrhocoris, 366 nucleotides long. RefSeq names its product ATG8/AUT7/APG8/PAZ2 putative (ATG8B.1). The transcript has a single exon. NCBI's taxonomy places the organism in Eukaryota, Euglenozoa, Kinetoplastea, Trypanosomatida, Trypanosomatidae. Gene Ontology annotation, biological process: cellular response to nitrogen starvation. The record is from RefSeq and is a predicted model, not a curated record. The coding region runs from base 1 to 366 and encodes 121 amino acids.